AAGUGGGACCCAAGAGGGGACCCAACAUGAUACUCUGUUAAAUGCCUUUCUGAGAUAUCGGUGUGAAGAUCUGCAUCAGGGUGGAUUCGAACCGCCGAUACCGGCUGUUAUCCAUCUGGGCCACACACGCUACCCACUAGACCAUUGCAAUACAUCGGACGGAGCGGAGCGCUAGUCCUGAAGAGCCGCUCUGCCCCCACCACCGACGCGAGCGUCGACGAACUCGGGAGCCAAUCAGCGCAGCGACGUGACCCCACCAUCGGCACGAAGUGACCCGCACGACGAAGCAACAGUGCGAACAGGGUAGCCAACCCAGUGAAAACAAUAGCCAUUCAUGCGGAUCAAUCGCACUCGAUAUGAACGCACCGAGGCAAUGCGUGCUGGAAUGCAUAACACGCGGGCCGUUGCCCGGUCAAGCCUCACGGUCAGUCGGCACUUGACAGCCAGGAGACGCAGACAUGGCACUUGCUUGGUUAAGUCGGCAGCCAUGGUACAACAAAUUCAAGCAGACAGCUGUCAAACAGCCGGUGAUUGUUUACAUUGAAGGAAACAUAGGAGUUGGCAAGUCAACGUUACUGAAGAAAUUGGAAGAAAAAGGAUACCUUGUAGUGCAAGAACCAGUUUCCCAGUGGACAAACUAUCAUGGGAUUAAUUUCCUGGAAUUGUACACUCAAGAUAUGCAAAAGUGGGCGUUUACCUUUCAAUCAAUGGUGCUCAGUACAUUGUGGCAGACUCAACUAGAAGCUAUACAACAAGAAAAUCCUGUCAUCAUCGCAGAGCGAUCUCUACAUAGUGUGGUCAAGAUGUUCGCUAAAACGCAGAAAGACGCUGGAUUUAUGAACGAAGAGCAGUAUAUAUUGCUUGACAACACAGCCAAGACUAUGGUAUCUCAGUACAAGAGAAAGGAAUACUUCAUAUAUCUUCGAGGCAGUGCAUCGACAGCCUACAAAAGGAUCCAUCAAAGGGCAAGGGAUGAAGAGAGCACAUUGUCCAAAGGUUACAUCCAACAGCUUCAUCUGAUUCUGGACAACUGGAUGGAGAACGAACCAGGACUUCAUGCAGUAGUGGAUGCCACAGGAUCUCCAGAGACUGUGCAACAACAAGUCAUCGAGGCCUUGGGACAAUUACCAAGUUAAGUGUGGUAAAACAUUGGUGUUAAUUAGUCUUCUUAGAUCAAAACUGGUGUUUUAGAUAGGAUUUAGCUAGCUAGUCAGGAUUUGCAACACCAAGGCAUCAUCCCCAACUGUUAGUUAGAGGGGAUUAGGUUACAAAAUUCUGUGCGCAGUGUUAUGUGUGUUACAGGAGAAUCUACGAGAACUCUUCUAGAAUUGUCUUCUAGAGUCAACAAGACCAGCACAGCAAGAUUAAUCAAUUUCUGUAAAAUUCCUUUAUUUUAAAAUGAUCAGGCUAAAUGGUUGCACCCCAGGAUGGCGUCCCUAACUAGUUUUUGGACGUGCCAUGGGAGUCGCUGUUGAACCACUCUUUAAGAGGAUCAUGAAUUUUGUUUGAUCGUUGAUGGCGUGUCAAGGAAGGACUGGACACCCUUACCUUGAGUCAGAUGGGCCUAGACGUGAUAUUGUUUUCAGCUCAACACUCAAGAUGACGCAGAAAAAUUUAAUUGAAUGUCAAAGUUUGGGCAACUUAUAAUUUUCUUUAAAAGAAGGAGUGGAGUGAUAACUUUAAAAGGAGGAGAAGUGAUAACUUUAAAAGGAGGAGAAGUGAUAACUUUAAAAGGAGGAGAAGUGAUAACUUUAAAAGGAGGAGAAGUGAUAACUUUGAAGGAAAGGAAGCAAUUUGAGAAAAUUCUUUUAAAGGGGGAGUGGUGUAGAGAUUUGACGGUUUAAAAGGAGCUAAACAAGUGUCAGUCAGUAUUUUUAUUUCUUGUCUUCUUCCCCUCUCUGGCUUGCUUCCCUCACUCCUGGCCAAGGCCCUACAAUACUCCUCUUUCUGAACUCACCCACCAAGCAAGGUGUCACUGUUGCCCAGACUAUAAAUUGGAUCGCGCCUCAGCGCCGGUCAACAGUCUGUAGCCUGGUCUCGGUCUGUGCAAACCUCCCUAAUAAACCUGUGAAUCCCUACUCUCUCUCGUCACUUAUCCGUUCCUCAUCACUAUUAGUGCCCUAC
This is a messenger RNA of Thrips palmi, 2124 nucleotides long. Its product is annotated as deoxynucleoside kinase-like. NCBI's taxonomy places the organism in Eukaryota, Metazoa, Arthropoda, Insecta, Thysanoptera, Thripidae. The record is from RefSeq and is a predicted model, not a curated record. The transcript has a single exon. Bases 459 to 1136 code for a protein of 225 amino acids. Gene Ontology annotation, cellular component: cytoplasm. Gene Ontology annotation, molecular function: deoxynucleoside kinase activity.